This is a messenger RNA of Harpegnathos saltator (Jerdon's jumping ant), 1686 nucleotides long. RefSeq names its product PAICS bifunctional enzyme (gene Paics). Bases 92 to 1357 code for a protein of 421 amino acids. Gene Ontology annotation, molecular function: phosphoribosylaminoimidazolesuccinocarboxamide synthase activity. Gene Ontology annotation, cellular component: cytosol. The transcript is spliced from 6 exons. The record is from RefSeq and is a predicted model, not a curated record. Gene Ontology annotation, biological process: 'de novo' IMP biosynthetic process. Lineage: Eukaryota; Metazoa; Arthropoda; Insecta; Hymenoptera; Formicidae.
UGGGGAUCGCACUGAAGAAACACAUAUACCCGAAGACCGGGCCGAAACUUAUUCAAAUAGAAGACGUUAAAGCGGCGACUUGAAUGCAAAUAUGUCUGGUGAAUUUAAGCUUGGGAAACUUAUCAAUGAGGGCAAGACCAAGAAGGUCUAUGAACUCUUGACUGAUCCUUCAUUAUGUUUGCUAAUAAGCAAGGACCGUAUUACAGCAGGUGAUGGUGCAAAAGCUCAUGACUUAGAAGGGAAAGCUGAAAUCAGCACAGCCACUACAGUAAAGGUUUUCAAGCUGCUGUCUGAAGUUGGUCUUAAGACAGCAUUUGUUAGUGCUGGUACUGAGAAAUCUUUUGUAGCAAAAAAAUGUGACAUGAUACCUAUUGAAUGGGUCACUAGAAGAGUGGCGACUGGUAGUUUCCUCAAGAGACAUCCAGGAGUCCCAGAAGGAUACACAUUCAAUCCGCCCCUACAAGAAACAUUUUUUAAGGAUGAUGCUAAUCACGAUCCACAGUGGUCUGAUCAGCAAAUAAUUUCUGCUAAUUUCCAAAUGGGUGGUGUAAAGAUAACAAAGGAUCAGCUGAAUAUCAUGAAGAGCAUUGCUCUCCUUGUUUUUGAGGUUCUUGAAAAAGCUUGGGCUACCCGUAAUUGUUCUCUGAUAGACAUGAAGAUUGAAUUCGGUGUAGACACUAACGGAGAGAUUUUAGUUGCUGAUAUCAUCGAUAGUGACUCUUGGAGGCUUUGGCCUGCUGGAGACAAAAGAUUAAUGAAAGACAAACAGGUAUACAGGGACUUGCGCGAGGUGAAACCAGAAGAUUUGGAGAAAGUAAAGAUUAACUUCAAGUGGGUAGCGAACGAAUUGGACUACUGUCUCACACAACCCAGUCCGUUGAUUGUCAUACUCAUGGGCUCAAAGUCCGACGAGGAACACUGCCGAAAGAUUGCGAAAUACGCUGCAGAAUUGGGUCUGAGAACGCAACUCCGAGUUUGUAGCGCUCACAAGAGCACUAAGGAAACCUUAAAUAUCAUCGCCGAAUAUGAGAAUUGCAAAGAAAAGGUGGUGCUCAUAGCAGUGGCCGGUCGCAGUAACGGCUUAGGUCCAGUACUCUCUGGCAAUACUACCUUGCCUGUCAUAAACUGUCCACCUUUCAAGUCGGACAGUGUCGCACAAUACAUGUGGUCUUCACUUGAUCUUCCCUCAGGACUUGGUUGUACAACAGCUUUGUAUCCGGAAACUGCUGCAAUCUCUGCAGCGCAAAUCCACGCUUUGGACAAUCAUAUUGUAUGGUCUCGUUUGCGGACGAAGCAACUUGCAAACUACAUUACUCUGAAGAAAGCCGACAUUAACAUGCGAACAUCGUGCGCUUAAACUUACUAAUUCAAUCUAUCAUAGAUAUACGUGGUUGUGUACGUACAACGUUAAUAACGUUGUUACCAUACAUAAUUGCUUUCAAAAGCCGCUUUAUCGCCUAUUAAUAUUAAUAUAAAUAUUUUUUCGUAUUGGCAUAUUGAUUUAUUUGUCAUUGAGAUGUAAUUUUUGCUUUAUAUUGUCCACAGUAAUUUUUUUUUCUAUUUUAUAAUGCUCGACGCAAACAUAUCGGCCAUGUAUCAAUCAUUUAUGUAUGUACAAAUUUAUACACAACUCUAUCUGGUAAAAAAUAUCAAUAUAAUUGUGCCAUAGAUCUUGAUAAAAGCAAA